Cornus florida is the source of this 2524-nucleotide messenger RNA. RefSeq lists its product as uncharacterized. The record is from RefSeq and is a predicted model, not a curated record. The transcript is spliced from 3 exons. Bases 797 to 2386 code for a protein of 529 amino acids. NCBI's taxonomy places the organism in Eukaryota, Viridiplantae, Streptophyta, Magnoliopsida, Cornales, Cornaceae.
GUACACCAGAUUUUGAUUUGAAGUUGAUUCAAUAAUUUGAAUAUGGAUUGAAAUAGUAAAAUACAUAAUAUAUUAUAUAAUAUUGCACUACAUAAUAUAUACAUAUUGUUAAAAUAAUUUUUUUAUAAUUUUUUCUUCUUCUUCUUCUUCUUCCAUCUCCCAAUUUUAUAUAUUUCUUUAAUAAAUAGUCAAAUACCUUAAUUUCUACUCUUUUUCUUUUUUUUUUUUUUUUUUUUGUGGUUUAUAUAUAUUUUUUCAUUUUCGGAUUCUCUCUUCUUUCCUAAUCAUUGUUUGCUAAUCUCCUUUUUACAUUAAAUCUUGGUUAACAAAAAUUAAUUUUUUUUCGGAUCCAGUUCUUAAAAAUUGGAAUAUGAAUUUAAUUCUAAAUAAUUCAUUGAAUUAUCAAAUCAAAUGAAAUCGAGAAUAUCUAUUAUUGGAUUAAAAAAAUGUUUCAAGCUGCAAUUAUUAAGAAAAAAUUUCAGUUUAACAUUUUAUAAAAUAUGUUUUUAAAAUACAUAAUUAAGUUCAAAUUAAGCUGCUCACCAGAAUUAGACAAAAUUUUCAAAGGAAGAUCAUAGGCGGUUUCUUCUCAGAACCUUCAUCCCCACCCUCUUAUUCUCUGCAGAACAUGCUAUAUAAGUUUAACAUUUUAUUCAAUAAGAAGUACCAAAAUUUCAGUUUUCCGACCUUGUGCAGUAUUACAGCAUAACACAAGCAUUUUUUUCGCGAUUAAGACUUGUCCUUUCGCUCCUACCAAUUCUACCUUCUCGAUCAAUCUUAACUUGCAGAACAAAAGAUGAAAUCACUUUUGAGCGAGCAAGGGAACCUGUUGUCCAAAAUAGCAACCAACGGUGGACGUGGCAAAGUCUCUCCUUACUUUGAUGGACUAAUUCAGAUGGGUCUUGCAAAAAACCAGCUUUCCUUUGAUUUGACUCAAUGGUGGAUUAUGAAUAAUCCGAAAGCCUCAAUAUGUACGGUUGAAGAAGCCAACGACUUCAAGGACAUUGCCAUAUAUCAGGAUUAUCAUGGCUUGCCAGAAUUCAGAAAUAGCAUGUCAAGGCAAUAUGAAAAUGAUCUUCUACUGGCAAAGCAAUUGAUUAAACAUAUGGAGGAAACGGUUAGAUAUGAUGAUGAAACAUCUGCAUUGAUUAGGGAGUGUAUCGACUCUCUAGACAACGCAAUUGCACUAUCAAGAAAGAAUAUUUGCUCUACAAUAUGCUUCUCAGACCACCAGACCUUUUCGUGUCCUCUUUGUGACUAUGUGAACACCAAGCGCUCAGGCGCGAAGCGUCACAAUCAUUGCAAGAACUGCGGCACAUACUGGAUCAAGGACGACGUCCCGGUCGCGCGAGGCUACGGGAAAACCAAGGGGUACAAGUCAAAGGAAUCCUCAAAAGCGGCAAAAAAUCGCAAGUCCAACAGCGAGAACUCCAGCCUCACCCUGGCCGCCGCAACUGCCGUGGUAGCGUCCGCAAUCACCUCGACCGUACCAGGGCUCAGACACAGUUUGAAGGCAACAAAGGCAAAGUUGGGUGAUUCCUCUUCGAACAGCUCCUCUGCACCAUACCAGGAAUGGAAGAGUGAGUAUCUUCUCACAUUGACACCGGAUCAAGAUGGCACUGAACGAGUAUUUCACAUUGGAGAUGAGAGCAGUGAUGGGUCUCAUCUCCAGUCAGGAGUGGAUGCAACAGAGAUGUCCACUCAACAUCUAGUUGAACGGGAAGACAUGGAGAUGCUUGCGGAUCGGCAGGCAAGCAGUUGUCAAACUGCUUGUUCUUCAACAAACAGUGCCGUUCAAGUUACCUUGUUUUCCAGGGUUAAAGCGGUAGCUAGGUGGCCUUCUGUCCUGUUUAACAGGGCGCGUUCUUAUUUCACACACAGAUCAGAUCAAGAAGGGGAUACAUCACUUCAGCCCAAUGGAUCAUCUCAAGAUCUAGAGGCAGGGAAUGGAACAGAGAUGUCAACUACCCCUCCAAUCAGCGAUGGAUCAUCUCAAGAUCCAGAGGAAGGGAAUGUCACGGAUGAGAUACAUCAGAAUCCGCAGUCAAAUCAUUCUCCGAAGCAUUUCGGGAUGUUUAUAUUUUUCUUUGCUGUUAAUCUUGUUCUUGCUCAUGUGAGGGACACUUACAAUGACUCGUCUUCGUCGACUAAAGCUAAUUGGCAUUCCUACUAUUUUGGAGGUACAAUUACAGUUAGCUUCAUUAGUACUCUAUGUGCCAAUAUACUUGCCAAGUAUGAAAAGCCUGCUCGUUUCCUCGAGAAAAUUGGUAUCGGGUUUGGGGCAAGUGGGUUUAUUAUGGCAAUGGUGGAGUUGCUCCUUCCGAACGUGACGUGGAUCGCUUGGAUUGCUACUCCCAUCGUCUGGAUUGCUGUCAUUUUGGGCUAAACACUCUACGGUAAAAUACUUGACCCAUUACUCGAGUCGUUUCCUUCUUUUUUUUAAUGCGUUUACUUUCAGGAAGUCAUGUAAGAGUGACGUUAUUUCUGCUGCUGCAAAAUAUAUGAUAAUAGAAAUUUGAUGAUA